AUUCAUACAACAUAAAGUACGUUGAAAAGACAUCAAAAUUCUUUUGGACUUGCAAGAAGCGAGGAGUGUUUGAGAAGUCAUAAUCAUGCAACCGGGCAUAAUUUUACUCAAAGAUGGGACAGACACGUCUCAAGGAAAGCCGCAGUUGAUCAGCAACAUCAACGCGUGUCAGUAUGUCGCUGAUGCAGUACGAACGACGCUAGGGCCAAGGGGAAUGGAUAAAUUAAUUGUUGACAGCGGAGGCAAAGCAACCAUUUCCAAUGACGGAGCGACCAUUAUCAACCUCUUGGACGUUGUGCAUCCAGCUGCAAAGACGUUGGUGGACAUAGCAAAGUCUCAGGAUGCUGAGGUAGGAGAUGGGACAACCAGUGUGACGCUACUCGCAAGCGAGUUCUUGAGAAUGGCAAAACCUUUCAUUGAGGAAGGUGUUCACCCACAGGUCAUCAUAAAAAGCUACAGGAAGGCAGUUAACCUGGCUAUCAAAAAGAUCAAAGAAAUAUCUGUGCAGAUCAAGAAAGAUGAUCCCAGUGAGAUGAGAAGUUUAUUGGAGAAAUGCGCUGCCACAGCAAUGAGCUCUAAACUAAUUGCCAACCAAAAAGAAUUUUUCUCAAAAAUGGUUGUUGAUGCUGUCAUGUUAUUGGAUGAACUCUUGCCUCUCAAUAUGAUUGGGAUGAAGAAGGUCUCAGGGGGUGCACUUGAGGACACUCAACUUGUGGCUGGAGUGGCUUUCAAGAAAUCUUUUUCAUACGCUGGUUUUGAGAUGCAGCCGAAGAAGUAUUUGAAUCCAAAGAUAGCUUUGCUUAACAUUGAGCUGGAGUUGAAGUCUGAGAAAGAGAAUGCUGAAGUUAGAGUGAACACAGUUGAGGAUUAUCAACAAAUUGUUGAUGCAGAAUGGGACAUCUUGUAUGAUAAACUUGAGAAGCUGGUCAAAAGUGGAGCUCAAGUAAUCUUGUCGAAACUACCCAUCGGCGAUGUUGCAACACAAUACUUCGCAGAUAGGGACAUGUUCUGUGCCGGUCGUGUGACUGAGGAAGAUCUCAAGAGAACCAUGAAGGCUUGUGGUGGCUCCAUUCAGACGUCUGCAAAUAGUUUAACUCCAGAUGUCCUUGGCACUUGCGAGCUUUUUGAGGAAGUGCAAGUCGGUGGAGAAAGAUAUAACAUGUUCAAAGGCUGCCCGCAGGCACGAACAUGUACGAUCAUCAUGCGAGGGGGCGCCGAGCAGUUCAUGGACGAGACCGAACGAUCGUUGCAUGACGCAAUCAUGAUCGUUCGUCGGGCGAUCAAGAACGACGCUGUGGUCGCCGGUGGCGGCGCCAUAGAACUGGAGCUGAGCAAAUAUCUUCGGGAGUAUUCGCGAAGCAUCGCCGGUAAAGAACAGCUCUUGAUAGCAGCAAUGGCCAAAGCGCUUGAAAUAAUUCCACGACAGCUCUGUGACAACGCUGGCUUUGACGCAACGAAUAUUUUGAAUAAACUGCGUCAGAAGCACGCACAAGGUGGGAAGUGGUAUGGUGUUGACGUCACACAUGAAGAUAUUGCGGAUAACUACGAGGCCUGUGUGUGGGAGCCCGCGAUCGUACGGAUAAACGCGUUGACAGCGGCAACCGAGGCAGCGUGCCUCAUAUUAUCCAUCGAUGAAACGGUGAAAAACCCGAAGGCCAACCGAGAAGACCCUUCGGCAUUGCCCGGCCAGGGACGGAGGCGUUAAGUGACGGUCGUCUCCGAUUUAAACUGAUCGACUAAGCUUUUGUAAACUAAUCCCGAGCGUAGUUAAUGAAGACAUAUUUUGAUUGAGUUACUAACACUGAUCUCAAACCAAACUCUGGAUAGUGCAUCCUUAUGCACUCAGAUGUUGUCUUUUCCUAUUAACUAUGCUUUAAGCAUGCCCCCCCCCGAAAUGCAUGUUUUGAUUCUGUUCUUGUUAAUGAGAUCUAGGUUUAAAAGGAAGGUUUAAAAGCUGUGGUUUAGAUCUAUAAAGAUUGAUACUAAUAAAGAUUUAUGUUACGAAUA
Dendronephthya gigantea is the source of this 2007-nucleotide messenger RNA. RefSeq names its product T-complex protein 1 subunit eta-like. The transcript has 11 exons. Gene Ontology annotation, molecular function: ATP-dependent protein folding chaperone; ATP binding; ATP hydrolysis activity. Lineage: Eukaryota; Metazoa; Cnidaria; Anthozoa; Malacalcyonacea; Nephtheidae. Bases 86 to 1705 code for a protein of 539 amino acids. Gene Ontology annotation, biological process: protein folding. The record is from RefSeq and is a predicted model, not a curated record. Gene Ontology annotation, cellular component: chaperonin-containing T-complex.